AUGUGGCUGCUAUGUUCACAACGGGCCCGGACGAGAACGCAGGAUGAUAUGACAGAGCUAUACUCUGUAUGCGUGGCCGCUCAAAAACGAUUGGAAGACACCAUCAAGAAGUUCCGGCUGGGCGACGGCAAGUCAGCAAUCUCGAUUGAUAUGACCAAGACGCACAGGCUAGACCAGGUGCAUGAUGCGCUCAAACAAGCCUCGGAUGUUGUCGUUGAAGCUGGCCAGGCUUAUACGGAUGUCACAAGCAAGGACUUUUGGGGUCGUAUCCGCGAAGGUUUCCGGAAGUUCAGUGAGAAGUCCGGGAAUGCGAAAUGCUUCGUUGAACUUAUACCGCAAGCCGACUCAUACCUAUCAGUUCUCACAGGUGGACUGAAACUUAUCUGCACGGCCGCAAGCCGAUUGGGGAAAGUUCGAGUCAUUAUUACUGAGGCUCUUGAAGAUAUUCCUACCAUUCUCAACGAUCAAGGGUUCAUCGCUGAAGCCCUCGACGGGAGAAUGUGCAGCAAGGUCCUCCACGAGAGAAAUGCAGCUUUAUCAGCUGCUGUUCUCAACGCCGUGGAGGCCAUUAUCAUAUGGUUCCGAGAGCACCCGACCAAGAAGACCCUUCGUUCCCUCGGAUCACCGGACACUGCGUACGAGAAUCGCGUAGUCAAACAGAUUGAAGUUGUUAGAAAAAGGGCAGAAGACUUCAAGAGUUAUGCAAACAUUUCGAUGCAAACUCUCUCGCUUCAAAACCACGACCAUAUUAGCUCACUGAUGAAGGAAAUGCACAGAGAUGGGAACAAUCGCAUAAACUGCCUUCACGCUGAGUUUAAUGCCCAUACCCAGAGGACCAACAUGCAGUUCGCAUCGCAGAAUGAACAAUUGCAUACAGUACUCAGCCUUUGUGAGCUUCUAUACCAAGACUUGUAUGUCAAACGUCAAGAACAGUCAAUUUUCCCGCAAAGACCCGUGAAGCCCGCACUGGAGGGACAGCAGCAUGACACACCACUACUCCUUCCUGAGGACCUUAUCACGGAGUACGCGUAUGACCCAUACCUUGUCGGCGAGGACUGCGAAAGGCUUCUGGGUCUCCAACACACCCUGAGAAUUGCGGAUCAAGACCGGGCGGUCGCCUUAAUGCAGGACCCGGCAUUCGUGGCUUGGCUCUCACUCCAUGAGUCCUCCGCUAUCCUGAUCCACGGAAACUCGAAGGCAACCCCCAAAUCAGCCACCAGCUUCGUGUGCGCGAAACUCGUCGAGUCUCUCUUCAUCAAGGCUUUGACCCGGGAGUCCACCACCAUCCCGCUGGCCUUCUUCUGCGGCGAACACACCAACGAGAGGACAGACGAUUACGCCCAUCCUCCAGGCCUGGCACUGAGUCUGCUUCUUCAGCUCAUCGACAAAAUGGCAGCGCACACGCCAAUAAACCCAGAACCCCUACAAAAAGCCAUCCGUGACCUGGAUGCGGAGAAUGGGGUUACUAUACUGAAUCUGUUUGUCAGGAUCGUCGCGCAGCUACCGCCUGAGGCCACUCUGUUCGUCGUCAUUGAUGGUGUUGGGUUUUUCGAAGACAGCAAUCGCAGAGAGGAGAUGAAGUGUCUUGCCAGGAAGCUCGCCCGACUGGUGAAGAAGAAGCAUCAUCCGGUGGUCAAACUACUCAUGGCGACACCUGCGGCUACAAUAGAUGUCAGUGCUCAGUUCAGGUCUAAUGAUGCACAGGUUCUCGACAUGCGACGGACGUAUCCGGGACGUAACGGGUUCAAGGCACUCGGUUGGCUUACAGCGGAGCAAAGAUUAGCUGAAAUCGGUGAUGUGGAGGAAGUGGAAAGUUACUAG
Messenger RNA from Lasiodiplodia theobromae, 1821 nucleotides. RefSeq lists its product as uncharacterized. Bases 1 to 1821 code for a protein of 606 amino acids. The transcript has 6 exons. NCBI's taxonomy places the organism in Eukaryota, Fungi, Ascomycota, Dothideomycetes, Botryosphaeriales, Botryosphaeriaceae. The record is from RefSeq and is a predicted model, not a curated record.